Dermacentor silvarum is the source of this 3539-nucleotide messenger RNA. RefSeq names its product zinc finger protein 664-like. The record is from RefSeq and is a predicted model, not a curated record. The coding region runs from base 699 to 1961 and encodes 420 amino acids. Gene Ontology annotation, molecular function: RNA polymerase II cis-regulatory region sequence-specific DNA binding; DNA-binding transcription factor activity, RNA polymerase II-specific. The transcript has 5 exons. Lineage: Eukaryota; Metazoa; Arthropoda; Arachnida; Ixodida; Ixodidae. Gene Ontology annotation, biological process: regulation of transcription by RNA polymerase II.
AGAAGUUGUCAGUUGUCGUCUGUUUUGCUACUGUACUUUCAUUUUUUGGGAAUUUCGGGCGUUCCAAGCAGCGGCGGAUUUCGCAUGUUGUGAUGCUGUCGUUCGCCUCAUUGUUUUUUCGCGUGUUUAGAAGCUUUGGGUGGCGGACAUUGCAGUGGGCCAGGGCUUGUUGACAUUUGUUGCCCAGCUGCCGUUGCUACCGCAGUGACAUGCUAAGGCAAGUGUUUCUUCUACGAGCUUCGUGCUGUUACCCGUGCUUUUGCUGAAGCUUGUAGGAACAACCGCCCUGUUCGUGCGGUAUAAGAGACCUCGAAAUUCCAGUGAGCGCGAUACGAUUGCCGCAGUCUCGCAGAGAUCGCGGGAUAGUCCAUUCGUGCCUUCGAUGAGCACCGCCGCAGUUCCUACGCACUGCCCUUUGUUUUUAAACAGACAGCCACAGUGGUGCGGCCGUGUCUAGUGGAGAUGUAAAAGAGGUGGCAGCUCCCACGUGCCACCACAUCGGUGUACUCAACUGUUAGUGCCGGCAAAUGCACCAUUACGGAUUACUACCCAUGCGGAGGUUCUGCUGAUUUCUUCUGCCUGCACCUUGUAUUUGUUGGGCCCACCAAGAUCUGGCCUCUCUCUGCCUUGUUGACAAUUAGCCCCAAGUACUGAUUGCUGCUUGUUUGCUCAGUGCAGAAUCUGGCCUCACAAAUGCAAUGAGCCUUGGUAAAUGCAUAACUGUUGCCAUAGUGGCAUGCCAGGCCCCUUCCAAGGUCGUCGGAAAGGUCAAGGUUGGCACGCAGUGCAGCUUGCCACUGGCUCACAAGUCUGUCGGGUGCUCCUUCAAAGCACAGCGCGUGUCGAGGAGCGUGCAGACUACAGAGGCUGUGGAUGAGUCAAGCUCCACCUCAGGGAGGCAUCAUGACUUCCCACCAACAGUCAAGCGUGAGGAAUUGCAGCAAAGCUGCCUCUACCAUUGUGACUGUUGCAACUAUGUGACUGCCAGGUUGCCUGCUCUCAUUAUACACAAGCGCAAGCAUACGGCAUCAAGGCUUUCUGUUUCUCCAUCAACAGCCGAGGAUGACAAAUCACAGAAGGGACGCCUCCACAGCUGUAAAAUCUGUGACCAUGAAACUAAGAACCUGUGUGAUCUUAAAAGGCACAUGAGGGUCCAUACUGGCGAGCGUCCAUUUAAAUGCCACUUCUGCCCUCAAAGCUUCUCAGAAAAGACUAAUUUGAACAUACACCUACGGAUCCACACAGGCGAAAAGCCAUUUCACUGUCCCUCCUGCCCUCAGAUGUUUCGGAACAGUAGCGAUUUGAACAGGCACCUGCGCAUCCACACGGGUGAGCGUCCGUUUAAAUGCCAUUUGUGCCCCCAGAGCUUCUCACAAAGGCCCCCCCUGAAAGCACACCUGCGCACCCACACAGGCGAGAAGCCAUUUCAGUGCCCAUCAUGCCCUCAGAGCUUUUCACAUAAAGCCAAUUUGAACAAACACCUGCAGAUCCACGCAGGCAAAAAGCCAUGUCACUGUGCCUCGUGCCCUAAGACAUUUCGGAAAAGUAGCGAUUUGAACAGGCACCUGCGUAUCCACACGGGUGAGCGUCCGUUUCAAUGUAAUUUCUGCCCCCAGAGCUUCUCACAAAGGUCCACUCUGAAAGGACACCUGCGGAUCCACUCAGGCGAGAAGCCAUUUCAGUGUUCUUUGUGCCCUCAGAGCUACUCGCAAAAGUCCAGUAUGAAGUUGCACAUGCGUACCCACACAGGGGAGAAGCCAUUUCAGUGCCCUUCAUGUGCUCAGAGAUUCUCGCAGAGGAGUACCAUGAAGCAACACCUGCGUAUUCACACAGGUGACCGACCACACCGCUGCACCAUCUGCUCCAUGUCUUUUGUGCGGGCUGAUUACUUGAGUAAACACAAAGAAAGAAAGCAUCCUGACACUGUAGAUUAUAUCAACAGCUAUGUUAAACUAGCCUGAAUUAGGAAUCUAUAGAACUUCAUCAGUAGUAAAAUGCUAGAAUGUCUGCCUCAUAUGUGGGAGGUCGUGGGUUCGAAUCUUGAUGUAGCUGAAAAUCCAUUGGUUCUUCUAAUGAGUAGAGAUGUACCACCACGUGGCGCUAGGUUGUUUAUACGUGUUGUCACCUCGGGUUGGUGGCAUGUGACCGCCAGACUCCUUUUUGAGAUGUGUGUCGUGCGUUAACGCGAUAGCGUUAAGGGCUUCGUGUUGCAGAAAAUCCGGCUUCGGUGCUGGCUUGCGAUGUCAGCGUCCAUGGCGGAGAAAAUCCUCCCAUACCACCCCAACCGCGCAGGCCCUCCACAAGGUGCAAGGUUCUGGUGAACAAAAAUUUAAUAUCUCACAGUGGAAUCCGUCAGAAAAACAGUAAAGUACGACUUAACCACAACCUACAGUCAUGGCGGCGUCGGAUAGUAAUUUGAAUGUACGAGAAAACAUAAUUCUGUUACAAGGGAACUCAAACACAAACCCCUUUUCCAGCAUUUCUACCAUACCAACAUUGGUUUGCUCAGUUAAGGUACUUGCGAAAAUGAUAUCCAGAUGGCGCUCGCAUCCUAGGCAGGUCAAAUUGGUACUUCGCCUGCCUAAUGCGUUUUGGACACACGCUCGCGUCGGGGAAAUAGCAAACAAUUAAAAAAAUAAAAAGGUGCUAGGGCCUUCACAUAUUAAUAUAAACGACUUAUAUUGGCCCUGGAAAAAACGUCUUCCCAGCAAUGCAUUUCUGUUUAAAAGUGAAGCCGACUUUAAGGGGAUCGGUGUAAGCUUGGUCUUUGUAAGCUGGCUUUCCCAUGUUCUGUGUUGCAGUGAAGCCCACCGAAAGAAAAAUGCGGUGCGAACAGGGCCUGAUAACGCUGUCUCGUUACACUCUUAAAGGCGAAGCUUAAGUUUCCAACAGUUUUUGUAUGUCUUGACUUUUUCACUGCAAGCACAGCGGUUUACGAACCUCUACCAAGCAACGUAAUGUGGUUGAUAUGUGUUUAGAGAUUUAGCACUGUCUUGCGUAUGCUGCUAGUGCUGAUUGCAUUGUGCUGUGGGCUUCACUCAUGCUCUUAAUGGCAGCUUUUACCCACAGCCUUCAUCUUUUUUGUGUAAAUAAAGUUGUACUGGUAUUUUGUUAUUGUACAUGUGUAGCAUGCUGUGUAAUGUUAUGCUGCAUCGUUAGCUCAGGUUUUACCAUAUGCUGUUAAAUAUUGAACUGCCAAGUGACUUCACAGGAUGUUCCUGCCUAAUCUAGGAAGUUGUAGGAACACAUAUGCAGUAAUAUUGUUACAGUGCAACCAAGAGUGGCGCUAGUCAGAAGAAGACGAUUUGACGUGUGGAGGUAGAAUCGGUCUCGCCAGCCAUUUUGUGUAUGUAUCGUUGCCUCUCUAAUUAUUUUAAAUACCCUUGUAUAUGUAAUAAUAGAGGCGCAAGAGCAUUCACAGCUGCUCAGGCUAUCCGGCACCCCGGCACGCCGCAAGAUACUCGACGAGAUGGGCCUCUACCCUGUCAACCAGUGCCCCAACGCCGUGCAAAUUCCCAGCGACAUCAGAUCUCACCUGC